GUGAUUUACACACAGAAUCAUAAUUCAAAAACACGUUACACACUUACAAGACGCAUGCAUUUUAUACAUCGUGUCUGUAGGUCAUUGGCUUUUGCGUUCAGUGAAGUUAGUGGCAUUCGGCUAUGUGCUUUUGCCAGAAACUGAAAAGUCCUUAAAGCCAAGGUGAUGGUCUGUGGGGUCGACACAUGUGUGUUGUCCCCCUUCCGCCCCCCAUCCCCUCCCCCAGUCGUCUCCUUGGCAGCCUCUCCUGGUUUGACCAGCUUCACAUUGCAGCUAGCAUCGUACACGUAUCAAUGUAAUAUAAAAUUUGCACGUUAACACUCUUGUGACGCUAGUUGUUAAACACUAUCCACAUAGACAUGGCCGACGUUAAUGUCUCCGCGUCACAGCAGUUGCAUGUGGUUUAUGUCUGACUGUGUCAAAUAUGAAAGCCGGUAUGCUAACGUUAGCUACCCGGUUCGAUCCCGUAACAGAAACCCGACUCGUUCUGCGCAUGGGCGGCAGUGCGACGACCUACUGUUUUGGUUCGGAUUAUAAAAACUGUCAUUUAGAUAAACACCUUAUUAUCAGCAACAUGAUAACAAACGAACGACAAAAUGUUUAAUUAUAUUAAAUAAUCGAAUGUCGUACUACUCGAGUAGUGGGGGUGUGAAAGAAUAUGUUUGUUCUGUCAACUGUCAUUUGAAUACAGAGCUCCAGUUCGUUUUUCUAGGACUAAUAUUUAGAUUUAGGCAGGUUCAUUAUAUUUCCAUGUUAAUUAGAAUGCUUUUACCAGAGUGUUGGUAAUAGGUUGGCAAACGUAUCCAUAUAAAUAAGUUUUUAAUAAAUUUUGUUUAACGUUGGUACGUCCGGGUACGGAAACAAAGUCACUGCACAUGCGCAGAAACAAAUCGGGUUUCCGGUACGGGUCGGGUGGCACCAGCACUGUGGCUAAUUUGAGUGCUAACAGAAAAACAGUCUUCCGUCUCUGUCAGUUUGUGGCCUCCUAUUAUUCUGGCAGUAAAACAUGAUUCGUCUUAUUAUUCAGAAUUGCUUUGUGGUUUUGUUACACACGGAUUGUUGUUUAAACACACGUUAGGAGCUGUAGAUUGUGAUACACAGAGGCACAUGUUCGGUAACAGCCUCUGUGUGGAAGAUAGAGCGAAAGAAGGUCACCUUCAGUGGAGCAGCCCACUGUCAGCAUGAACGGGGGGGGGGGUGCUCUGUCAAACUGGGGCUUUACAUACAGGGUGUUUAUUAUACCGGUUGUGUCAGUUAUAUGUCUUGGGUUUCUGUUGAUUAUAAAAUUUGUGUUAGUAAAAUAUUUGGCCAAUAGACGUAUAAUGACUUAGUAGUCCUCUAACGGUUCUUAGUACCUCCCCGCGAACGUUCGGACGUUCCUUCUCGACCGGGAAGCGGAAGCCGGUUUCGUGAAAAAAAAAAAAAAAAAAAGAAACUGUCAAGAGAGUGCAUGUACGGUAUGCAGGAGGAAAGGUUAUGCUCAUGUUAGGUGAAGUCGUGUGAGUUGGACACGGUGCAGAAACAGCUAUGGUUAACGGGGACAGUUGUCAUGAGCACACAGAUGAGGCGGAAUCAAAGCACGUUGGGAGCAGUGAGGCGGAGAGAGAAGAGGAUUCAAACGAACAGGAGGUUAUCGUCAUCCAGGACACAGGCUUCACUGUGAAGAUCCAGGCCCCGGGAACAGAACCCUUUGAUCUGCAGGUGUCCCCCCAAGAGAUGGUACAGGAAAUCCACCAGGUGCUGAUAGACCGCGAGGACACCUGCCACCGCACCUGCUUCUCACUGCAGCUGGAUGGAAAUGUGCUGGACAACUUCUCCGAGCUCAAGUCCAUCGAGGGUCUGCAGGAGGGUUCCCUGCUGAAAGUAGUGGAAGAGCCUUACACUGUGCGUGAAGCUCGCAUCCACGUUCGCCACAUCAGAGACCUGCUGAAGAGUCUGGAUCCAUCAGACGCCUACAAUGGAGUGGACUGCAACUCUCUCUCCUUCCUCAGCAUCUUCACUGAUGGAGACCUUGGAGAUAGUGGCAAACGAAAGAAAAGGGGCAACGAUUUGGAGCAGAUCGACUGCACACCCCCAGAACAUAUACUCCCUGGCAGCAAAGAUCGCCCCCUGGUGCCCCUCCAGCCCCUGAACAAGGAUUGGAAGCCCAUGCAGUGCCUGAAGGUGCUGACCAUGAGCGGCUGGAACCCUCCACCUGGAAACAGGAAGAUGCACGGUGACCUCAUGUACCUGUACAUUGUGACUGUGGAGGAACGCCAUGUCAGCAUCACUGCCUCUACACGCGGCUUCUACCUCAACCAAUCUACUACCUACACCUUUAACCCCAAGCCAGCCAAUCCCAGCUUCCUGAGCCAUUCUUUGGUGGAGCUGCUAAGCCAGAUUAGCCCUGCCUUCAAGAAGAACUUCACUGCCCUGCAGAAGAAAAGGGUCCAGCGUCACCCCUUCGAGAGGAUAGCUACACCUUUCCAGGUCUACAGUUGGACCGCUCCACAGAUAGACCACGCCAUGGACUGUGUUCGCGCUGAAGAUGCCUACACCUCUCGCCUGGGUUACGAGGAACAUAUACCAGGACAGACACGAGAUUGGAAUGAAGAGCUACAGACAACCAGAGAACUGUCCAGGAAGAACCUGCCUGAGCGACUGCUGAGGGAGCGAGCCAUAUUCAAGGUCCACAGUGACUUCACAGCCGCGGCCACGCGUGGAGCCAUGGCUGUAAUUGAUGGCAACGUCAUGGCCAUCAACCCUGGAGAGGAAACACGCAUGCAGAUGUUCAUCUGGAACAACAUCUUCUUCAGCCUGGGCUUCGACGUGCGGGAUCACUAUCGUGAGCUGGGCGGAGACGCCGCGGCCCACGCCGCACCGACCAAUGACUUGAACGGCGUUCGAGCCUACGGCGCCGUGGACGUCGAGGGUCUUUACACCCUGGGGACGGUAGUGGUGGACUACAGGGGCUACCGUGUCACCGCACAGUCCAUCAUCCCAGGGAUUCUGGAACGUGAGCAGGAGCAGAGCGUCAUCUACGGCUCCAUCGACUUUGGAAAGACUGUUGUGUCGCACAACAAAUAUCUGGAGCUGCUGGAGAAGACCAGCAGGCCACUGAAGGUGCAGAAACACAAUGUACUGAAUGAGAAGAACGAGUCGGUGGAACUGUGUUCGUCUGUGGAGUGCAAAGGUAUCAUCGGGAAUGACGGUCGUCACUACAUCCUGGACCUUCUGCGUACUUUUCCCCCGGACCUCAAUUUCCUGCCUGUGGAUGGCGAAGAGCUGCCCCCAGAGAGUAAACACCUUGGCUUCCCCCGCCAGCACCGCCACCGCCUGGCCUGUCUCCGCCAAGAGCUCAUCGAGGCCUUUGUUGAGCACAGAUAUCUGCUGUUCAUGAAGAUGGCAGCCUUACAGCUCAUGCAGCAGAAAGCAAACAAAGACACUAAGACUGACACACCCGCCAUCAUGGACGUGUCCACAGAAGACAAAGCUGAACCAAACCACACGCAGACGACUACAGAAGAAUCCUCACACACUCCAGACGCGUCCACAGGCCAGACAGAGAACAGCACCGCAAGUGAAGAAAACUCAUCUAAACCCGUCACCAACGGGCCCCUCGAACCGACCGCCACACACAACGGCAAGUGCAAGAGCCCACUGGAGGGUAAGGACCUUGAGGAAAGUAUUCCAGGAUUAGCUCAGGCCAAAGAGCUGGCGGAGACCUUAGUAGCUGAAGUUGGAUCUGGUAUUGAUUCCAAAAGUUGUGAGGUGGUCCUCAAUGCCUGUCAGGCGGUGGGCUCCAUCAGCAACACGUCCUUUGACAUUCGCUUCAACCCAGACAUCUUCUCCCCAGGUGUGCGUUUCCCCGAGGAGACGACAGAUGAUGUUCAGAAGCAGAAACAGCUGCUGAAGGACGCUGCUUCCUUCCUGCUGUCCUGUCAGAUCCCUUCACUGGUGAAAGACUGUUUGGACCAUAGUGCUCUGCCAAUGGAUGGAGCCACGUUCGCAGAGACUCUGCACCAGAGAGGCAUCAACAUUCGUUAUUUGGGCACUGUCCUGGAGUUUCUGGACAAGACCUCUGCCAAAGCCCAGCUGGAGCACAUCUAUAGGAUAGGAAUCAUGGAGCUGAUCACCAGAUGUGCAAAACAUAUCUUCAAGACUUACCUUCAGGGAGUGGAGCUGUCUGCUCUCUCUGCGGCCGUCAGUCAUUUCCUCAACUGUUUCCUGAGCUCCUUCGCUGACGCCGUCGCUCACUUGCCUCCUGAUGAGCUUGUGUCCCGACGCAAAAAUCGCAAAAGACGCAACAGGGUCCCAGGCGGCGGGGACAACACGGCGUGGGCCAGCCUGACGCCCAGCGAGCUGUGGAAGAACAUUGCCACCGAGGCACAGAGCUAUUACCACUUUACCAUACAGUGUGAAAGCGUGGACCAGGUGGUGGAAAAAUACGGGCUCCAGAAAACCACUCUGCUCAGAGAAAUCUCUAUCAAAACUGGAAUCCAGAUCCUCAUAAAGGAGUAUAACUUUGACAGCCGUCACAAGCCUGCCUUCACAGAGGAAGACAUCCUGAACAUUUUCCCUGUGGUGAAGUACGUCAAUCCCAAAGCUUCCGACGCCUUCCACUUCUUCCAGAGCGGACAAGCUAAAGUACAGCAGGGUUUCCUGAAGGAAGGCUGCGAGCUGAUCAACGAGGCUCUCAACCUCUUCAACAAUGUGUACGGACCAAUGCACGUGGAGAUCUGCGCCUGCCUCCGCCUGCUGGCCCGCCUUAACUACAUCAUGGGAGAUCAUCCUGAGGCCCUGAGUAACCAGCAGAAGGCUGUGCUCAUGAGCGAACGAGUCCUCGGCAUCGAACAUCCCAACACUAUUCAGGAAUAUAUGCACUUGGCUCUUUACUGCUUUGCUAACGGCCAGCUGUCCACCGCCUUGAGGCUGCUGUACCGAGCCCGUUACCUCAUGCUGCUGGUCACCGGGGAGGACCAUCCAGAGAUGGCGCUGUUGGACAGUAACAUCGGCCUGGUGCUGCAUGGAGUGAUGGAGUACGACUUAUCCCUGAGGUUCUUGGAGAACGCCUUGACCAUUAACACAAAGUACCAUGGAGCCAGGUCCCUCAAAGUGGCCCUCAGCCAUCAUUUAGUUGCUAAGGUUUAUGAGAGUAAGGCGGAGUUCCGCUCAGCGCUGCAGCACGAAAAGGAGGGUUACACCAUCUACAAGAAUCAGAUGGGGGAGACCCACGAGAAAACCAAGGAGAGCUCAGAAUACCUGAAGUAUCUCACCCAGCAGGCCGUGGCCCUGCAGAGAACCAUGAAUGAGAUCUACAAGAAUGGCUCCAACGCUAGCAUCAUGCCCGUCAAGUUCACUGCCCCCAGCAUGGCCAGUGUCCUGGAACAGCUCAAUAUUAUCAACGGCAUCAUCUUCAUACCACUCAGCCAAAAAGAUCUGGAGAACUUGAAGUCAGAGGUCCAGAGGCGGCAGCAGCUGCAGGAGCUUGGAAAGAGCAAGGAGUCCACGGAGGAGAGGCCACUAGAACUGGAGGACAAAAUCCCUGUUGAUUAACAUACAACAGCCCUCCAUGCAUAGCUGCUUUCUACUAUUGUGGGAGGGGAGGGGGUUCAGGAGGCUCUGGCCACACAGCCACCAUCACUGAGCCAGUGAACCUGGGAACUGAGCAGAUCAAUUCAACUUUGACACAAACGGGGAAGGUUGAGGGGGAGUGCUGGGAACAUCCUAUAUGAACUGUAGGACAGAUGAAUACAGAACAUGAGUUUCCUACAAAGUAGGAAGUGAGUGUGGAGAAACGUUCAAACAAUAAAAAAUCAUGGUUGAUGUGCAAUCUAGAAAACAAAGAAAAAAAAUCCUUGGCCCAGGAACUUGGAGAUGAAAUUACUCACCGUGUUUUUGCUCUUAAACAAAAAAAAAUCCUGUAUGAUUGAGAGGUUUUGCAGCAGGGAGACUGAGAAGGACCAUGUCAUUACACACCAGAGCCUUAUCCACUCAUUUGACUCAUUUACCACAGCACUAAGAGCCCAGGGCCUCGUCCCACCCCUCACCCCCACCUCCCAAAAAAGCCUUCACAGACCCUGGGCUUUAUUUACCCCUGCCACCCUCCUGUGCCCUUGAUGAUAAAGCACCUACCCCGACCUAGAACUCAGGGGAACUUCUAUACUCUGCACUAAGACCAGAAUGCAGCCAGUACUUUUCUCAAAUGUGGCCUAAGAAUGUAAAUCUUCAUUCUUUACACCAAAUCCUCAUCCUUCAUCAACCUCUCUAUAAAUAUAUUCAUCUCCUGGGUGGCAGUCUCUGCUGUGACCCUCAUGGUACCUUAAUCUCUAAAGCAGGCCAACAUACAACACAGAGACAUGUUAGUCUAGUUGAUUAUUUUCAGGAUGUUUCUUUUUUUUAUUAAAGUAAAUGAAUUUGGUUUAUGUUUUGUAACGAUGCACAGAAAGGUGUUUUAGGUAAGUCAUCUGUUCAUGUAAGCCAUGCCUGUUCAAUAGAAAUGUAUACAAGAGGAAGAAAAGAUGUAGAAAUCUGUCACACGGAUUUAGACGACUACUCCGUCAUCAUACACAAGGAAAGAAAAAAGUGAAACGUCCACUUUAUGCAGUCCAAAAAUACUAUAUACUCUAGUAGCUGUGUCCAACUUUCUAUUUUUACACAUGGAAAAGGAAAGUACGUGCAUAUGUGUUUGUACGUGUGACUGUGGGUUGUGUGUGUGUGUGUGUACGAUGGAAUUCAUUGGUCAGAGCUGUCGUUGCUUUUGCUGCUGCAUAGCUGGUUUGAAGAAGACGCCGAAUAAUCAUGGGCUUUUCCAGAUGUUUUAUUUUUCUACACACCUGUCGGACGACUGACGCUUCUUACAGACAAACGUCCCCGGGCCACUGGCGUCUCUUUUCGUAUCGCGCGGUACUGAAGAACUUUACAGUUGGACUCAACGUCAGCAGAGUGAACGAGUUUCUUAUCACUGGUGUGUUUUCGUUUGUUCUAUCUUUGUCAUCUUUUCUUAUGUAACCGAGAUAUAUAUAGAGAAAAAAAUCAUCAGUCUGGAGUGUCUGUUCGGUGAGCAGUGUUGAUUGCACUUUCUUGAGCUGUUUGUGUGCGUGUGUGCGCGCGUGCUAUGGUCUUCCCCGCACCACUAACAGUAGACAUAAGAAGGGCUGCCUCCUCACAGUGAUGUACCAAAAGAAGACAAACGUUUGUUUUACGCUUGUACACAUGCAAUGUUUCCCCCUCAUGGCAGAUUGUUACUAAAAUGUUGCCGUGUCUAAAUGUUGAUGUAAUUAAAGCAAUAGAGAGACGGUGCUGGAAGU
Cynoglossus semilaevis (tongue sole) is the source of this 7289-nucleotide messenger RNA. It is a transcript of the gene cluha, whose product is annotated as clustered mitochondria (cluA/CLU1) homolog a. Gene Ontology annotation, cellular component: cytoplasm. Gene Ontology annotation, molecular function: protein binding; mRNA binding. Bases 1528 to 5535 code for a protein of 1335 amino acids. The transcript has 27 exons. The record is from RefSeq and is a predicted model, not a curated record. Lineage: Eukaryota; Metazoa; Chordata; Actinopteri; Pleuronectiformes; Cynoglossidae. Gene Ontology annotation, biological process: intracellular distribution of mitochondria; organelle organization.